AGCACGCACGUGACAUAUAGGAGGCAAAUCCAAAAUGUUAGAAGGCGCUGCUGCUCUCCCGCCAUGCCUUCUCCCAUCCCCGUUACCCGUUUGCUGCCACGAGGCUUCGGCCUCGACCUCGGAACCCUCAGCAGCCCGCUAAGCAGGCGCGCGGGUGCAUCAUCCUCCCUGCGUGUGCCCACCGCUACCCACGGAAAGCUCGCUCAGAGACUCUGGUCGUCGGCGGUGCAGUGGCGCGAGCUGCACGAGCUGGAGCCCAUUGGCUGCGGGGGCUUCGGCAUGGUGUUCAAAGGCACGUACUUUGGAGAGACGGUGGCGGUAAAGCGCGUGCGGCGGGCGAGGAACACGCUGGCCUCGCGCCAGAGCUUCUGGGCCGAGCUGAACGCGGCGCACCUGCGCCACGACAACCUGGUGCGCGUGAUUGCGGCCACGACGAUGAUGCCGACGACUACAAUUAAGACUGCGACGGCUUGUGCGCGCACUGGGGACAAGAACCAAGAGGAAGAUGAUCAGGGGCGCGUGGGCACCAUCGUGAUGGAGUUCGCGGGAGACGUCAGCCUGCAGCAGGUGAUCUACGGGGCGGGGCCGCUGCCCCCCGAGCUGUGCGUGCGCUACGCAUCCGACGUGGUGUGCGCGCUCCGUCACCUGCAUGCGCACGGCGUGGCGCACCUGGACCUAAAACCCGCCAACGUUUUGGUGUCGCGCGCGGGCGUGUGCAAGCUCGCGGACUUCGGCUGCUCGCUGCAGCUCGGGCGAGACCACGCGGCGUGCGCCCUUGAGAUCGGCGGCACGUACACGCACCGCGCGCCCGAGCUGCUCCGCGGCGAGCGUGUGACUGCGCGCGCCGACGUCUACUCGUUUGGGGUCACUCUGUGGCAGCUGCUCACGCGCGAUGUGCCGUACCGUGGCGAGCGGCAGUGCGUCAUCUACGCCGUGGUAGCGUACGGUCUGCGGCCGCAGCUGGACCGGGACGUGUUCCACCGGAGCUCCGCGGGGCGCGCGUGCGCAGAGCUGGUGAGCUGCUGCUGGAGCGCGGAGCCGAACCUGAGACCGAGCGCCGAGCAGCUGCACUCGGACCUGCAGCAGAUCUCCCUUCUAGUGUUUUAGUCUUUCAUUCUUCUGCUGUAUUAUCUCUCCUGCUUACUGUUAACUCUGUAAAUACUGUGAAGAAAUGUUUAAAUAUGGUUUGUAAAUACAUGUGCAGUUUUAUAUGUUUCCAAAGAUUAUAAUUAAACUUUAAUGUUAUUUUUAUUACUCUAA
This is a messenger RNA of Astyanax mexicanus (Mexican tetra), 1260 nucleotides long. RefSeq names its product v-mos Moloney murine sarcoma viral oncogene homolog (gene mos). Gene Ontology annotation, biological process: protein phosphorylation. The record is from RefSeq and is a predicted model, not a curated record. Lineage: Eukaryota; Metazoa; Chordata; Actinopteri; Characiformes; Acestrorhamphidae. The coding region runs from base 64 to 1107 and encodes 347 amino acids. Gene Ontology annotation, molecular function: ATP binding; protein kinase activity. The transcript has a single exon.